Messenger RNA from Saccoglossus kowalevskii, 1626 nucleotides. RefSeq lists its product as uncharacterized. NCBI's taxonomy places the organism in Eukaryota, Metazoa, Hemichordata, Enteropneusta, Harrimaniidae. Gene Ontology annotation, biological process: embryonic morphogenesis; regulation of transcription by RNA polymerase II. The record is from RefSeq and is a predicted model, not a curated record. Gene Ontology annotation, molecular function: DNA-binding transcription factor activity, RNA polymerase II-specific; RNA polymerase II transcription regulatory region sequence-specific DNA binding. Gene Ontology annotation, cellular component: nucleus.
CUUUCCUUGAUUAAUCUCUGAUUACCGGCCUUUCAACGUAUUUACAGACAGGGUACGUACGUGAGGUGUGGUCUACUGCAGCAUCGAUCGUGUCCGACAAGUUCUGCGUUAUGACAGCCGGAUGGAAACCAUAAAGAAUCUCCGCUUAAAAAGGUGAAGCAUAUCUCUUUCACCUGCGUUCCGCGAGCGGGAACAGUAGAGGCAAUAUCGAGUUUUUUUUUCGUUUUUUUUUUUGUUAAAUCUGGACUGGCUCAGAACAACGUCGGUGUCAACAAGUUGUCUCAUUUAGUAGCCAUCUAUCAUUCGCCUUCAACCAACUGGAGACCUGUCAACUACAAAUUACAUCGACGACCAGUACACGGGAACACAGUCGGCUACAUGGCAUAUCUAAGUCCAACCUUCUCUGGUGACUUGGCGUAUUUCGAAAGUCAUCACACCCGCUCUGCUAUCAUCCCUUCCGCAUUCUGCGCUUCUCCCGCCCUGCCUCCGUUUUACUCUCCGAGUUUUGCCUCGAACUUUAUUAACUUUGCCUCGGCGUUCCAUGGACCUCGCUAUUCGGGCAUAAGUCUGAGCAUGGAGCGAGACCACCUACCACAAUCACCGCCACAUAACAGUCGAGACAAAAACAGAAAGUCCACUGCUGCAACAACCACGUCGACAUCGGCAACAACAUCAACAGCAUCGUCGUCAUCAUCAUCACCAUCAACAGCAACAGCAGCAGCGGCAUCGUCGUCCAACAGACCGAGUUCUUCGUCGGGCUCUACCGCAACCACGGGAGCAUCGACAUCGUCUCAGAGCUGCAGUAACAGUUUUUCUAUUGAUAGUAUACUCGGCAGAAACAGCAGCAGUAGGGAUCGUGAUAGCGAUAAAAGCGGCGAAUUUGUAGAACAACAGAACGAUAAAUCGGACACAAGCGAGGAAGCUUCGAGCAGCAAAUUGGAAGAUGAUGACGGGGAUGGCUCCAAUCCCAUGGCUCGCUUCUCGUGGCUGCAAUGCACACGUUAUAAGCCACCACGUUUGCCCAGAGUUAAGAAGAAGGACGGUACGAAGAAACGGAAACUAGGACGCAAUCCCCGUGUACCAUUUUCAGCUGGGCAAGUUGCCAUGUUGGAACAGAAAUUCCGAAGAACGCACUACCUAAGUAGUAUUGAUGUGUCCGAGCUGUCGGCGGCCCUCAGCCUCAGUGAGAAUCGGGUAAAAAUUUGGUUUCAGAACCGCCGAGCACGAGAACGACGAGAUCGGGAGAAUAUGGAGAAGUCUGGCACGCGAGCGAUACCUUGGACAGGCGGCCAGGGUGCCAGUGCAAAUCCUGUCCCACCGUUUUCCCAAGCCGUCCAGGAAGGGACUUCAGCGUUCACGCCUGUGUCGUACAACUACUGAAUAUAAAGAAAAAAACAAUUUUUCAUCGUGCUUGGAUGUAGAUUUAAUUUAAGCGGGGGUUUCCAUGGCGUGGGAACGGUUAGAACCCGGCGUGAUUUAAAUAUGAGCGUACGGCCGGUGUAGUAUUCGUAGCAGAGGACAAAUAGUGUCAAAAACAGCCGUGUUUAGUUCGCGCUGUACAACCCAAGUAUACGACCCCGCCCGAAAUCGACAGUUCUGUGGGAGUGAGCAGAAUCUAUAUCAACA